ACCUAAAAAUCUCAGGUGACAGAUUGUUAGAAAAUGUCGUCUGCUGAAAAAAUUGACAUUUUUAGUAUACUAGUAGUGAAAAACAACAUGUAGACAGUAAUUUGAGACAGACUUUUUCAAGAUUGUUCAUAAUUAUUUAUCACUAAAUCAGAAAAUAUAUCAAUAGGCCAAAUUAUCUUUGGUGUUAGUCAUUAGUUUUUAAAAGUCAUACAUGAAAAUUAAAUGUCAAGUCCUAUAUGCACACAACACGAAAAACGAAAUUCAAUGAUCAUAUCAAAUUUCUUUAUUAACUGCUGGGAAUUUCGUUUGUUUUAAACACAAUGGGAUUGUCUUUUCAAAUAUUGAAUAAAGUUCCACUUUAUAAAAAAAUUAAUAUGAAAAUUUUAUCAAAUUAUCUCGAUGCUCAACGAAUACGACUAUUGGCUGAAUAACAAGGGGUCAAAUUUUGAAUGUUUCGCCUUACAAGAUGCAACGUGCUCGUUUUACUCGAACAGGAAAAAGCAUGUCCAGGAAACGGAGUUUUUACAUUUUGGUUGGAAUUGCCACGGCCUUUAUAUUUUUUUUGGCAUUAAAUCAACAUUACAACAACUAUUUUGAACACCAAUUGCAGCCUAUGAUAUCGGAUACCGAGUUAAAAUUGCGGCACACUAAAAUACACCAAUCUUUCACGAAUUACAUAAAAGGUGCUGCCAGCGAUGUGACUCUAUACGAAAUUCAAAAAGUUCUGAAUCUACAACGGAAAUUGAUUGAAAAAAAUAUGAGUAGUUAUAGAUAUCUUAAUGGAAAAAAUGAUAAUCUCGACAAUUUUGUAAUGGAAAGAGGUGGUAAUCCAUUGAGAAGUAUUAUUUUAACAAGUUGGCGCAGCGGAAGUACUUUUCUUGGUGAAGUUAUCAAUGCCCAUCCUGCCACUUAUUAUCAUUACGAGCCACUAUUGGACUUUGGAAUUAUUCAAAUAAGAGAAGAGCCUUUUGCAAGAGUGGCUCUUAAAAAUAUCGAAUCAUUGCUCAAGUGCAAUUACUCAAACAUGGAACAUUAUUUGGACUUUGGAAAGACUCAUGUUUGGCUUUUUAACCACAACGCCCCUCUUUGGGAACAAUGCCUAAUGCACAAAUCAAUUUGCUGGGAUCCACGAUUUCUUUCUCCCUUUUGUCAAUUAUUUCCAUUCCAGUCUAUGAAAAUUGUACGAUUACGAUUACGGCUCAUUGAAAAAAUUUUAGCACAAGAAAGCUUGGGAGCAAAAGUAGUGUUUUUGGUUCGUGAUCCACGAGGCAGCUUACAAUCGAGAAAGCACAGAGACUGGUGUCCAGGAGAACCGGAUUGUUCCGAUCCUAAUCUUCUGUGCUCUGAUUUGGUGUCCGAUUUUAAGGCAGCUGUCAAAUUUUCGAAGAAGUAUCCUCGCAAUUUUCGAGUUGUGCGCUAUGAGGACUUGUCGGUGAAUCCAUACGAAUCUGUGAAGGAUUUAUAUCAAUUUUAUGGUCUCGACUUUCAUCCAAACAUUAUCAGAUAUCUGGAUACUCACACAAAGACUGAUUUUGGAGACAUGUCAAGUACUUUUAGGAAUUCUAAGGCAGCUCCGUUUCAUUGGCGGACGGAUUUAAAUUUUUACGAAGUACAAGAGAUACAGGACGCUUGUACGGAGGCAAUGAAUCUUUGGGGUUACGUGCAAGCUGGAAAUUAUACUCAUCAACAGUAUUUUAAUCCAACGACAAAUUACAGUUUGGAAUAUCCUGCCGGAAACUUUGACAUUCCUUGACGAUUAAUGCACCUUGUUGUUUUCUACUUUGAAAUAAGAAAAGAAGUAUCACAUUUGAAGAUGGAGUGAAUGUUUUAGCAAAAAAAAACUCUAAUGAAAUAUUUCUCGUCUGUGCCUCUCUAUGACAUAAAAGGUUUUGUAUGUUGAUUUUAUUUUCUCACUUUGAACUAAAAAAAACAAACAAACAAGGAAAAAUGGGAUUUUGUAGAUUGUACUUUUCGUAAAAUAGUCAUUAGUGUUUGGAAUUUUUAAAGCUUUUUCUCAUACAUAAUAAUAUAUACAUAUUAAUAUUCGCGGUGUGUUAAAUUAUUGAGACUGUAUUUCUUUCUUUCGGAAUAUUUCAAAGAAAAAAAAAAUUUACGUGCAUAAUAUUUUUCUCUCGCUCUCUUUUUUCUCUUUGUCUCUCUGUGCAAGAACUCUCUAUAUUUCACUGCUCAAUUUAUUUAAUAUAUUGUACCAUUUGUUACUCUUUUUUUUCAUUAUAUAGAUGUAUAGAUAUCAAGAUUUUAUUAUAUUAUAUAUAUAUAUAUAUUUCGUCUUAUAUUUUUCU
Molecule: messenger RNA, 2303 nt
Organism: Leptopilina heterotoma
Lineage: Eukaryota; Metazoa; Arthropoda; Insecta; Hymenoptera; Figitidae
Product: carbohydrate sulfotransferase 4-like
Exons: 10
Coding region: 467-1753 (428 amino acids)
Biological process (GO): sulfur compound metabolic process; N-acetylglucosamine metabolic process
Molecular function (GO): N-acetylglucosamine 6-O-sulfotransferase activity
Source: RefSeq, a predicted model, not a curated record